AUGAGCGCAUCUCGGUUCAUAAAGUGCGUGACCGUUGGUGACGGAGCUGUGGGUAAAACCUGUCUGCUCAUCUCUUACACCAGCAACACUUUCCCUACGGAUUAUGUCCCCACUGUUUUCGAUAACUUUAGCGCUAAUGUUGUUGUUAACGGAGCCACUAUCAACCUAGGCUUGUGGGAUACCGCUGCAGGGCAGGAGGAUUAUAACAGAUUGAGACCCUUGAGUUACCGCGGUGCUGACGUUUUCAUCUUAGCCUUUUCUCUUAUCAGUAAGGCUAGUUAUGAGAAUGUCUCCAAGAAGUGGAUCCCUGAGCUGACCCACUAUGCCCCUGGUGUCCCCAUUGUUCUUGUUGGAACCAAACUCGAUCUUAGGGAUGACAAACAGUUCUUCGUUGACCACCCUGGUGCUGUACCUAUUACCACUGCUCAGGGAGAGGAACUAAUGAAGCUCAUUGGAGCUCCUUCGUACAUUGAGUGCAGUUCAAAAUCACAGGAGAACGUGAAGGGGGUGUUUGAUGCAGCGAUCAGAGUAGUACUUCAACCUCCAAAGCAGAAGAAAAAGAAGAGCAAAGCACAAAAGGCCUGCUCCCUUUUGUAAUUUCUCUACGCUCAUGUCACUCUCUUUUGUCUCUUCCUCUCUCUAGUGAAGGCUUAAGAAGGAGAAACACAGUGGUCUUAAAGAUGGUUCAGAGUUCGUUGUGAUAAGCUUCCUUAAUCCUAGAAACGAUUACUUCUCGUUUUACAGAUAAAUAGUUCCCAGCUUUAGCUGAGAGCUAAGAUUGCACUACCAUUAGUUCUCUCUUUUACCAUUAGUUCUCUCUUUUGUCAUUAUCUCUACUCUUCCUCCUAUUUCGUUCAGUAACAAAAGUUGACCUUAAAAGGUUGCCCUAUCAAGCAUGUACCUCGUACAUACGCAAAGACUCUCAUCAUCGGCUAUACUAUUGUAUAAAUGCUUGUUAAUGUAGUUGGCUCAUUUUACUCACGUUAACAUCAAUAUUGAAACACACAGA
Molecule: messenger RNA, 1009 nt
Organism: Eruca vesicaria subsp. sativa (arugula)
Lineage: Eukaryota; Viridiplantae; Streptophyta; Magnoliopsida; Brassicales; Brassicaceae
Source: the annotation of a GenBank genome assembly